AUGAUCUACACCAAUGCCACAAGGAUGAGAAGUUUCUUCAUCCUUGGAUUCCCUGGACUUUCACCACAGUAUUAUGGACCUGCGUCAGCUCUGCUUUCUUUCAUCUACCUAGCUAUUGCAAUAGGGAAUAUUUUCAUUUUAGCAUUUGUUGUCUAUGAGAAGUCCCUGCAAAAACCAACAUAUCUGGUCUUUUGUCACCUGGCACUGAAUGACUUAACAUUUGGCACUGUGACUCUCCCAAAGAUCAUAUCAAAAUACUGGUUCGAUGAUAGCUUUGUUUCAUUUUAUGGUUGUUUUACACAGAUGUUCUUUGUUCACUAUUUAGGCUCAGUAACGUCUUUCAUCUUGUUGGUAAUGUCUCUUGAUCGGUUUAUUGCAAUUUGUAUUCCGCUGCGUUACCCUGUCCUAAUCACAAACAACAUCAUAUCUGUGCUCUGUGGGUUUGCUUGGUUCAUACCACUGCCCUUGAUGGUAGCUGUUGUACUCCAUGCCCUCACUUUAAAGUUCUGUAAAUCAAAUGUCAUUGCUCAAUGCUACUGUGACCACAUCUCUAUUACCAGUCAGGCAUGUGGGGAGGAUGUUGAAAUUGUACAAAUCACUACUCUCUGUAUGGCCAUGUUUUGUCUUUUGCUCCCUCUUGCUUUCAUCUUGUGUUCUUAUUCUACCAUUAUUGUGAUCAUUAUGAAAAUGUCCAAUGCUGCCGGCCGCAAGAAAACCUUAUCAACUUGUACCCCACAAAUAUUUAUCACAUGUCUUUUUUACCUUCCCAGAUGUUUUGUUUAUGUAGCUAAUACUGUUGGAUUUUCUUUCAGUUUAGAUGUUCGCAUUUUAUUGAUUUUGCUGUACAGUCUUUUUCCCGCAGCCGUUAAUCCAAUCAUAUACUGUUUCAAGACUCAGGAUAUCAAGCAGACAUUGAUAAGGAAGCUGAAAAGGACUAAAAUUGGAAUAGAGAUAAAACUUUCAGUGUAA
Messenger RNA from Xiphias gladius (swordfish), 969 nucleotides. RefSeq names its product olfactory receptor 51E2-like. The transcript has a single exon. The record is from RefSeq and is a predicted model, not a curated record. Lineage: Eukaryota; Metazoa; Chordata; Actinopteri; Istiophoriformes; Xiphiidae. Gene Ontology annotation, biological process: G protein-coupled receptor signaling pathway. The coding region runs from base 1 to 969 and encodes 322 amino acids. Gene Ontology annotation, cellular component: membrane. Gene Ontology annotation, molecular function: olfactory receptor activity; G protein-coupled receptor activity.